Messenger RNA from Naegleria lovaniensis, 2538 nucleotides. RefSeq lists its product as uncharacterized. Gene Ontology annotation, molecular function: zinc ion binding; protein binding; ubiquitin protein ligase activity. The record is from RefSeq and is a predicted model, not a curated record. Lineage: Eukaryota; Heterolobosea; Eutetramitea; Acrasida; Naegleriidae. Gene Ontology annotation, cellular component: cytoplasm. The transcript has a single exon. Bases 1 to 2538 code for a protein of 845 amino acids.
AUGUUAGGAUCCGAGUCCUCAUCAGACGUGCGAUCAAAAUUCGAUGCAUCACCCUCACACGAUGCAUCGGAAUCAAACACCAUCAUACGUAGUACUCAUCCAAAUGAAUGUUUUCACAACUACAACAACAACAACACUCUACGAUCACCACCAUUACACCCACUGUUGCACCAUCGUAUCAUGCACCAUCACAGUAAUCACAGCAGCAGCAGCAGACAACUCUCACAUCAACUCUUACAACAACACAAUUAUACUCCACUUUUAUAUACCAAUGAUUUGAGUGGUAAAAUUAGAUUUGCACCAUUAAGAUCCAAUUCUUCUUCAUUAUUACUUGCAUUGGCAAGUUCCUCUUCAAAUUCUCUUCAUCUUCUUCAAUUCCAACCACAAUUGCUAUUCAUGGAUGAUGAUACAAAUAUGGAAAAAACAAACAAUUCAAAGAAACGAGAAUGGAGUGAUUCAUGUCAAUUAAUUUCAUCCUAUUUUGAAUAUCAUACUCAUGACAUUCAAUCCUUGGAAUGGUAUCAUCAUGAUUUUAUCUUUUCAUCUUCUCUCGAUUGUACACUCUGUCAAUAUGAUGUUCCAAGUUCCAAAUUAGUGAAACGAUUAUGUGUAACGAGUCAUUCCAUACUAAAUGGAAUUACUUUGAGUCCACAAGAAUCUCCACCCAUUCUCUAUAUCUGUUGUAAUAAUAGUAUUCUCAUGUGGGAUACAAGAGAAAAGAAACAUUCCAUUCUUGUUAAACCUAAUUCUAAUAAGAAUGUGAAUUCUAAAAGUAGAAUAUCUAAUGAUUAUAUUCAUGUCAAAUUAAAGAAUACAGAUUCGCCACAUCAAUUCAUAGCAAGUAGAGGUGGUGGUGUAUUAGAGUUUAGAGAUUUGAGAUUUCAAGAUUGUAAAUAUUCAUUAUAUCAUGAUCAUGGAUGUGAAUUUACAAGUUUAGAAAUUCAUCCAUAUUAUGAUUAUAUUUUAACGUAUUGUGAAGAUGGAAUUGUUUAUGAAUUAUUUGAAAAUUAUAAUGAAAGAAGGUUUGAUAAGAGUAGUUGUGGUGAUCUUGUUAGUGGUGGUGGUAGUGGUAGUAGUCAUGGUAAUCUUGUUAGUGGUGGUAGUGGUAGUAGUAGUACUAUGAAUGAUGAUGAUGGUAAUGGUAAUGGUAAUGGUAAUAUUGUUGGUAAUGAUCCAACAUGUUCUCCAUUUAAAAAGAGUAUUUACAAUUGGUAUUCUUGUCCUUCCAUGAAAAACAAUAAUCAAAUUGGAUUCAAGAAUGCCUCGUAUUCGAUCCAUGGAAAUUAUAUGAUUUGUGGAAAUGAUGAUGGAUCUAGUUUUAUAUUCGAUACAUCUCUCUCAAAGAAUGAUCAUUUCAAGAAUAGAUUAUUCAUCAUGGAUUCACACCAAUCCUCAUUUCUUCCUCCACUCAUAUAUCCCAUGAAAAUCAUUCCUUCACCACCAUCGAAUAAUCAUCAUUCUACUGUGUUAAAUUCACUCAUUGUACCCAACAUGUAUGAUCAAAGUGAAAUUCAUAAUCUAUUAAUUACCUAUGAAGAACCUUCCAUGUAUUUAUUUGGAAUGUCGAAUCGACGACAAGAAGAAGAAGAACAAUUACAAGAAGAACACUGUGAAAAAUUUGCACCAAGUAUUGAUGAGGCUGAAAUGGUUCAAGAUCAUCCCAUUGAAGAUUGGCAACACAAUUCCAUACAAAGUGAAACCAAAGUGUGUUCAUUCUCUCUUGGAUAUGUCACUCAAAUUGUAUAUGUUUGUUUAACUUGUUAUAGAAAUAGAAAUAGAUAUAAUUAUAGUGAUGAGAUUUAUCAUGGAGUAUGUGAAGAAUGCUCAAAACAUUGUCAUCGAGGACAUGAAUUGUAUAAUAUUGGAGAAAAGAGAAAUUUCAAAUGUGAUUGUGGAAAUUCACAAUGUGGAAAUUCAGAAUGUUUGUGUUCAUCGACGACUGCAAAACCACCAAUGAAUGAACGUAAUCCAUAUAAUCAUAAUUUUAAGAAUGAAUGGUGUUAUUGUGGAAGAGAAGAAGCUAAUCCCAUGUAUCAAUGUUACAAUUGUUAUGAUUGGUUUCAUGGAAGUUGUAUUUUUAAUCGCGACUAUGACAGUGAACAUGUUUUCAUUGAGGAUUAUUCGUAUGUGUGUGAAAAUUGUUGGAAUUUAGCAAUGAAGAGUAGUAGUGUGGAUGGGAAUGAUCUUUCUUUUUGUACCACCACUCCCAUGACCACCACUCCUCACAGUAGUAGUAGCAGCAGUCGUCCUCUUGUCAUUUAUGAUUCGGUCGUGAUUCAAGAAUAUCCAUCCAAUGACACAAUAGUUCGGAGAGGAAAGUUUGUUAAAUUGAGUGCCACGAAUGAUCUGGGAAUCAUGAUUGACCAUUCAACAACAUCAGCAACAACACUUGAAGAAGGUGAAGAUCUCAUGAGUCAUUCCAGUGAUGAUCACGACAAUGAAGAAGAAGGUGAACAUAAUGAAGAAGAAGGUGAACAUAAUGAAGCACAACAAGGAUCAAAUUUAGAUGAUUUUAUUGUUGAGGAUGAUGUGGAUUGA